Messenger RNA from Hevea brasiliensis (rubber tree), 2491 nucleotides. Its product is annotated as disease resistance-like protein DSC1. The transcript is spliced from 3 exons. Gene Ontology annotation, molecular function: ADP binding. NCBI's taxonomy places the organism in Eukaryota, Viridiplantae, Streptophyta, Magnoliopsida, Malpighiales, Euphorbiaceae. The record is from RefSeq and is a predicted model, not a curated record. Bases 114 to 2066 code for a protein of 650 amino acids. Gene Ontology annotation, biological process: defense response; signal transduction.
UUUCACUGGAAAGAUUAACCAAAAUUUCGCAUUUUCUCAGCACAAACAAAAACAUUGUCUUCCUCUUUCCUUUAUACAGUUUGUUGUGUUCCCUUUUACUAUUAUCAGGAAUUAUGGCUUCUUCUUCUUCUUCUUCCUUGAUCACUCUUCCAUCGAAGAAGUACGAUGUGUUCAUUAGUUUUAGAGGUGCCGAUAUCCGCGAUGGUUUUCUCAGCCAUUUGCGGGAGGCUUUGCGCCAAAACGAAGUCAAUACCUUUGUGGAUGAAAAACUUGAUAGAGGAGAAGAGAUCUCAUCCUCCCUCUUGGAAAUAAUUGAAGAGUCAUACUUUUCGUUGGUCAUUUUUUCAGAAAAUUAUGCUUAUUCUCCCUGGUGUUUGGAAGAACUUGUGAAGAUACUUGAGUGCAAGAAAGACAUGGAACAAAUGGUUCUACCGGUUUUCUACCGUAUAGAUCCAACCCAUGUUCAAGAACUUACAGGUAGCUUUGGAGCCGCACUUGCUAAGCAUAGAGAAGAUUUCACGAACUCGUUAGACACGGUGGAGAGCUGGUGCCAAGCUUUGAAAGAAAUUGCUGAGAUAGCAGGGUUGGUUUCCCGUGACAUUAGGCCUGACUCCGAGCUAAUUAAGGAAAUUGUCAAACACAUUUCAGAAAAAUUAAAUGAUGGGGUUCCAAGUGAUUCUUAUGAUAAAGGGUUAGUAGGAAUUGAUUCCCGUGUCAAGGAUGCUGAAUCCUUAUUAUGCCUGGAGUCUGUGCGUGUUUUAGGAAUAUGGGGGAUGGGUGGAAUAGGAAAAACCACCAUUGCUGAGAAAUUAUUUGAACGAAUUUCUGGUCAAUUCAAUAGGCGAUGCUUUGCUGCAAAUGUCAGGGAAAAGUUUGAAAAGUGCGGACCAGAUACAGUACGACAGGAAAUCCUUUUUCAAGUAUUAGGAAGGGAAACUUGUAAUUUAGGUCCGCCCAUCAGGAGAAGGCUGCCAAGAGAAAAAGUUCUCAUUGCUCUUGAUGAUGUGAGUGAUUCAGAUCAAAUAGAACGUUCCAUAGGGAAACCGGCUAUCUAUGGUCCAGGGAGUAAAUUCAUUAUAACAAGCAGAGAUAAACAACUGCUUAGGAACAUGCAGGCUCAAAUAUAUGAAGUUGAGAAAUUGAAUGACUGUGAAGCUUCUUGGCUUUUUGGCUUCCAUGCCUUCAAACAAGAUGAUGUAGGAAAAGAAUAUAUGGUGUUUUCAAAGAAGGCAGUUAAAUAUGCUCAAGGCAAUCCAUUAGCCAUUAAAGUUUUGGGUUCCAAUUUAUAUAGUAGAAGUGUGAAAGAAUGGGCAGAUGAAUUAGAAAAAUUGGAAGGUACAUCUGAUGAAAAAGUUCAGAGAAUAUUGAGACUAAGUUAUGAUGCUCUAUCUGCAUAUGACAAGGAAAUUUUUCUUGACAUAGUGUGCUUCUUCGAAGGGGAAGAUAAAGUUCGUGUUGAAAAUAUACUGGGUACCCCUGGCUCAAUAAUUGGAAUCAGUCGUCUAGCUGAUAUGUCCCUUAUUUCUAUUGCAAAUAACAAGUUACAUAUUCAUGACUUGCUGCAACAAAUGGGCAAGGAUAUUACUUGCGAGGAAAAACAGAUUGGACAACGUAGCAGACUGUGGCAUCCUAAGGAUAUAUAUUACCUGUUGACAAGAGCUGAGGGGACUGGAGCAAAUAAAGGUAUAUCGCUGGACAUGUCCAAUAUCAGAGAGGUGGAACUAAGUCCUACGGUCUUUGAGAGAACGUACAAUCUCAAGUUUCUCAAGUUCUACUGUUCAGUACUCAGUCAAAACAGAGUAAACUUCUCGGAAGGACUCAAAUUUCUUCCAGAUGAGCUAAGGUUACUGCACUGGUAUCAAUACCCUUUGAAAUAUGUGCCAUUGAGUUCAUGUGCUGAGAACCUUGUUGAUCUUUGCUUGACUAAUAGCAAAAUUAGGGAACUUUGGAAUGGAGUUCAGGUAGUCUUCUAUACUUCUUCAUAUACUUUCAAAGUGUCUUCAAUUUGGUCCAUCUCCCUAACAUGUAUAUCUUCACAUUUUCAUUACAGCAUCUUGGAAAUUUGAAAUAUGUUAACCUCAGCUUCUCUGAGGAUCUAAUCAGAAUUCCAGACUUGUCUGGAUGCCCAAAUCUUGAGGUUCUUAAUUUGCUUACAUGUACAAGUUUGGUUGAAAUUCCCCCAUCUAUAAAAUGUUUGAGCAAACUUACUUCACUGUUUCUAUCAAGUUGUGCAAGUCUUUGCGAUUUACCGAGCUUGCUUCAUUUGAAAAGUCUUAAGGUUCUUUUCGUACAGAAUUGCCCAAAAAUCAUGGAGUUUCCAGUGGUUCCAUGUGAUAUAAGGAGUUUAUAUAUGAGUACAAAUGCAAUAGAGCAAGUGCCCUCUUCAAUUGGGGGUCUCUCUCAUCUUUUUUUGUUGGAUUUGGGUUGGUCGACGGGGCUUGAAAGUCUUCCAGACAGCAUUUGCAAUCUCAAAUCUCUCAGAGAAUUUCGU